GUGGUUUUAGGGUAUGGGCCGGCCAUAUAUGGUCCCCAUCCAAUUACUCCAUCUUAUAUACAUGCCUGGGUAACUGGGUUAGCUCGGAACCAAUCUUGAAAUUAUCGUGGGAUUUAAUGGAGUCCUCCAGAAUCUCUCUCCGACCAUUCAACCUUUCCGAUGUGGAGGACUUCAUGUCAUGGGCUGGUGAUGAUAGAGUAACGCGCUAUGUAAGAUGGAACACCAUCACCUCUAGGGAAGAGGCCUUCAAGUAUCUGAAGGAGGUGGCUAUACCCCACCCCUGGCGUCGAUCCAUAUGUUUGGACGACCGGUCCAUCGGAUACAUUUCUGUGAAGCCUGAAUCAGGCGACGACAGAUGCAGAGCACACAUAGGGUAUGCGCUGGGCUGGGAGUACUGGGGACAAGGGAUAGUCACAGUGGCAUUGAAGAUGGCUCUCUCUAUUGUGUUCAAGGAAUUCCCAGAUUUGGUGAGGGUGCAAGCCUUGGUAGAAGUAGAAAAUAAGGGGUCCCAAAGGGUGCUAGAGAAGGUCGGGUUCCUGAAGGAAGGGUUGCUGAGGAAGUAUGGGUUUAAUAAAGGUGAGGUUAGAGACAUUUUCAUCUAUGGCUUCCUGUCCACCGACCCAAUUCCUGAUUGAUGUGGCCUUUACAAAAAUCCUCAUUCUUCUGCCUAAAGAGUAUGAAUGGGGUAGACAGAAUAUUUUUUUCAGUCUUCUAUUCAGUUUUGCUUGUGCCUGUGGCAUGUAACGUGUUACAUUUUCUUUUCCUGUUCUUGUUUUCUCGAACAACAUUAGUCCAAGUGAGCCUGGUGGAGUCAAGGUCUAGAUUCUUUUAGCCCAAUCUGAGCCCACAUUGGAUAGAACUAUUGAAAUUACAGGGUAGAUGUUCAGUAUUACAAAGGGCCAGUGACAAAGGCUGUGUGGUCAAUGAUCUGGGCCUGAAACAGCCCAAGCCCAACGUCUGAGUUAGGGGUGUAGAGGACUAGAUUUCUAUCCCUAUAGUAGGCAAAGUUGUGGGUAUUGUUCCACCAUGGGAGUUAAGAUAAGAAAAGACGUGAUGACGUAUCCCCUUGGCAAAAUUGGUAUUGAUUGAUAUUGUUACUAAAGAAGAUAAAAAUGGAAGUCUCAAUAGAGAUAUUUGAGGAUGAAGAGGACAUUCAAAAUUGGUUAAGUGAAAUUAGUUUGAAGGUAUUCAACUAUUUUGCUUCCAACAAGGGUGUUUUGGUACCAUGUAAACAAAUUCAAAAGUGAAUGGUAUUAAGGUUGUGUA
This is a messenger RNA of Vitis riparia (riverbank grape), 1266 nucleotides long. RefSeq lists its product as uncharacterized. Lineage: Eukaryota; Viridiplantae; Streptophyta; Magnoliopsida; Vitales; Vitaceae. The coding region runs from base 117 to 635 and encodes 172 amino acids. Gene Ontology annotation, molecular function: acyltransferase activity, transferring groups other than amino-acyl groups. The record is from RefSeq and is a predicted model, not a curated record. The transcript has 2 exons.